Molecule: messenger RNA, 1937 nt
Organism: Stegostoma tigrinum
Lineage: Eukaryota; Metazoa; Chordata; Chondrichthyes; Orectolobiformes; Stegostomatidae
Product: fibrinogen-like protein 1
Exons: 8
Coding region: 1-1425 (474 amino acids)
Source: RefSeq, a predicted model, not a curated record
AUGUUGAAUCCACUGGAGAUUAGACAGCAGGCGUCAGGCUUUGGAGUGUGCCAGAGACUGGACAGCAGGUUGAAGCAUGUGGAGCAUAUUGGAGAUUGGACAGCAGGCUGGUACAGCAACAGGCCACCUGCCCUCCUCACUUACUGGAACGAAAUUCUUUUCCAUAUCACAAUAGUCUGUAAAGGUCAGAAAACAACUCACACCAAGAAAGAAAAAGCCCAGAAUGGCAGUGAGGAACAUGGUCAGGCAGGGACAGGCCUGCCCCUUGGCAGUCAGUACAGUACCCAGCUUCAGCUCAGCAGAAGGUGCAGGCGCGUGGCCAACUCACCUCAACUGGAGAACCAACGAUGUCCCACCAUGUUUGGCUGUUGGGAGCAGGCAGCCCGGAGCAGGCUACAGGAGAAAGAGAACAGGAGUCAGCAGCUUGUGGGAGUGAAGGAGACGAUGUCUCAGAUACAGAAGGAGCUGAAAAAGCAUCAACAUCAAAUCAAAGUACUAGACUUACAGCUCCAGGAGAAGGGUCAAAAGGAUAUGAAGUUGGAGACUGAGGUACAGCACAUGAAACAGCGAUCCAGUGAGACCAGUACCUUAUUGCAUAUUCAUGCCUCACUCAUCUAUGACUUGCAGACACAGGUUCACAACCUGUUGGUGCGGCUGGACCAGGCUCACAGCAAAAGCAAUUGUUCGCUCCAACACCACCACCUGUGCGAACACCACAAACUUUCAGAUCUCCAAUACAUUCGGAACUGUCCCCUUGACUGUGCAAGCAUCUAUUACAACGGGGUGAGUCAGUCUGGCGUUUACACCAUCAUUCCCUCCAUUGGUGGACUGCCCAUCAGAGUCUACUGUGACAUGGAUACUGCAGGUGGAGGAUGGACCAUUAUCCAACGCAGGGUUGAUGGCACCAUCGACUUCAACAGAGGAUGGACUGAGUAUAAAGAGGGUUUUGGAGAACUGACAGCAGAGUUCUGGUUGGGUAACAAUAAUAUUCACGACAUUACAAGCCAGGGGGAAUAUUCACUUAGAAUUGAUUUGGAGGAUUGGAAAUACCGACAGAAGUUUGCGCUGUACGAAACUUUCAGGAUUGAGGAUGAGUCCAAUCAUUUCCGCCUGCAUGUUGCAGGUUUCAGUGGAACUGUGGAAGAUUCCUUUGCCUGGUAUCACAACAAGAGGAGCUUCAGCACACCAGACACUGGCAACAUCUGUGCCAAGAUCUCACAUGGAGGCUGGUGGUACCAUCAAUGCUUCUUCUCAAAUCUCAAUGGGGUUUACUACAAGGGUGGAAAAUAUUCAGCGAAGGACAAGGAGCUACUGGGACCAGAUGGGAUUGUGUGGUACAGCUGGAGGAACUCUGAUUACUACUCCCUAAAAACGGUGUCAAUGAAGAUUCGCCCACAGAACUUUCGUCCCCGCCAGACACCCUGACUGAUUCUCUCACCCUACCCUUGCAUCGCCUUCUUAUACUUCUCAAUUCCUCAGCUUUGUCUUGGUGUGCCUGUAAUUUUUAUCCCUUCCCAACUUUGAAUUGUUUUUCAAACCUUCAGUUUGAUCUCCUCAAAUUGAGCUGUUUAUCACUGUUGACCCUCUCCCAUUUCUCAGAUUCUCAGUGCACCUGAUCUCAGCCACAUGAUACUCAACCCUACACACAGCAGAACGGUUUAGUGUUCACAAUCCCCACUUACUGAUCUCUCCAAACAACGCAGUCUGUGCUUGCACUGAGUGUGUACGUGGCUGCUGUCAAUGUGCAUGUGCCUCUGUGUGCGGGUGUGUGUGUGUGCGUGCAUGUGCCUGUGAGUAUUUACAGUCAUAGAGUUGUACAUGGAAACAGGCUGUUCAGUCCAACUCGCUCAUGCCAACCAGAUAUCCUAAACUGAUCGAGUCUCAUUUGCCAGCAUUUGGCCCAUUUGCUUCUGAAUACUUCUGAUUCAUAGAGUCAC